UGAUCCGAUCGAACGGUACCACACGCCUUCGUUCACACGUAUUUGCCAAAACCGUAUUCAUAUUAGAUUUUCGACGCGAGCGCUCCAAUGCCAGCCGGCUGUAUCGAGACCGUCGCCGAUACACUCGAUACUUUAUUCGCGUCUAUUCGAGUUCACCGCGCGCCUCGACACGGAAGCGUGUCAAAUAAAUAUAGGUUGAAAUAUAGCUCCUGUCGCGCCCUGCGAUCCUGGUACAUACGCGUUGUUUGAAGCAUGAAUUUUUGUUUACUUUCCGUGAUUUUUGUUUUUUUUUCCGGAUGGACGACGGCCAUGCUGUACCGGAGGGUCUCCGACAAUGUUUUGAAACCGGAUUUGCUGGCCGUGUCUUCGACGGUGCUGCCGCUGCCAUACUACUCCGUCUUCGGCUACGAGAAGAAAUUACUACAAGGAAAAAAUAAAAAACGACCCCCGGGGAAAAUCUCGCUAGUCACUAGAACACCUAAAUAAAGAAAAAAAAGUAAUCGAG
This is a messenger RNA of Plutella xylostella (diamondback moth), 505 nucleotides long. RefSeq lists its product as uncharacterized. NCBI's taxonomy places the organism in Eukaryota, Metazoa, Arthropoda, Insecta, Lepidoptera, Plutellidae. The record is from RefSeq and is a predicted model, not a curated record.